GGCAGUAGUUGUGUGCCGAGAAGUUCAGCCAAUUGUUCCACUGCCGAGAGCUCUCCAUUGAACUGUACAGGGAGCAGCCUGAGAACAGUCUUUCUGCACAGACAAGUUCAUCCUGGCCACACAGCUUGCUUAGCUCUCUGCCUAUAGUGUGCUCUGCAGAGCUGUACUGCAUUCAGUCAGAAUCAAUCAAGGUUCAACUGUAAAAAGCUUAGAAAAUGUCACGGAGAAAAGACUUAGAAAAAUACAGAGACUUGGAUGAGGAUGAAAUAUUGAACAAACUUACAGACGAAGAGCUGACAGCCUUGGAGGGGGAACUGGAAGAACUGGAUCCUGAUAAUGAGCUAUUACCUGCAGGACUAAGGCAAAGAGAUCAGACCAAAAAAAUGGCAACAGGGCCUUUUCAAAGAGACGCCCUUUUGGAUCAUUUAGAGAAACAAGCCAAGGAAAUUAAGGACAAAGAAGACUUGGUGCCCUACACUGGAGAAAAAAGAGGAAAGCCAUGGAUACCCAAAAAGACUGUUGUUGAUCCUGUGUUAGAAAACGUAACUUUGGAACCAGAACUUGAAGAAGCUUUGGCCAAUGCCUCUGAUGCUGAACUGUGUGACAUUGCAGCUAUUCUUGGAAUGCACACACUGAUGAGUAACCAGCAGUACUAUGAAGCCCUUGCAAGUAGCAAUAUUGUCAAUAAAGAAGGUUUAAACAGUGUAAUCAAACCAACACAGUACAAACCAGUUCCAGAUGAAGAGCCUAAUUCAACUGAUGUGGAAGAUACUUUGGAACGAAUAAAGAACAAUGACCCAGAUCUUGAAGAUGUCAACCUCAACAAUAUUAGGAACAUCCCUAUACUAACAUUAAAGGAUUACGCUGAAGCAAUGAAAACCAACACUCAUGUACAGAAACUGAGCAUAGUUGGGACAAGAAGCAAUGACCCAGUUGCUUAUGCUUUGGCAGACAUGCUGAAGGUCAACAGCACAUUGAAGAGUUUAAAUGUGGAGUCCAAUUUCAUCAGUGGAUCAGGCAUAUUGUCUAUUAUUGAAUCACUCCAGUACAAUACGUCACUGGUAGAGCUGAAAAUAGACAACCAGAGCCAGCCUCUAGGCAACAAAGCAGAAAUGGAUAUUGCAAGUAUGUUGGAAAAAAACUCGACCCUUUUGAAGUUUGGCUAUCAUUUUACUCAACAAGGACCCAGACUUCGAGCUUCGAAUGCCAUGAUGAACAAUAAUGAUCUUGCUCGUAUGCAUAGAACUGAUGGGCCGUGGCACAACUUUUCAGCUCUGGACCUGGAGGAUGUAUAAUGAGGAAGAGGAGGCUGGCUGAUUUGGAUGGGCCAAUCUAUCCCAAAUGCCGAAGCGGGGUGUAGAGCCAAGAUGGAAACUGCACCAUAUCGCAGGGCCACUUCCAACGAAUCUUUGUGCCAGAGUGGAAUUUGCUGAGAAGAGUUAGAGCACAAACAAUGAGAUGUACCUUCUGUUACACUCAAGAUGUUAGAUAUGCAUAAAUGGAUCACUGCAAUACCAUUUACAACUCAAGCAACCAGAUUUUAAAUUCCUGUGUUUUUUAGUCAAUUACUUUGUUUGUGACCUACACAUUUUUGCAGGCAUCUUGCAGAUGAUCAAUCCACAGGUUCUUCUUUUGAUCACAAACAUAAAAGACAGCCCCUUAAUGUGGAACAGAACACAGCAAUGCUUAGCGGAGGGUGGUUGGUGGUGAUGAUAUAUAUCAUGUGGUGCUAAGGUGUCAAUGUGUGGUGACGUAAUUGCUGCAGCCAACUAAACCUGAGAGGUAAAAAUCAUAUAUAUUCUAUAAAGAACCUUAUUAUUUCUUUUGUUAAUGUCAAAGCUAGUAGUGGAAUGCAUUUAUAACUGUUUGAAUAUGAAAACGUCUAAUUUCACCCAAAAAGUGGUCUUUCAUGUUUUUUCAGCUUGUAGUAUUUUACAUUUACCAAGGAUGUCUCCCCUACAAUGAAUAACAUUGUACUCACAUCUAUUUUUUUUUUUACUGGUCCUUGAUUCUCCACAAAUAAGUAAAAUAGAAUUUGCAAUGGCAGGGUAAAAAAUGGCAAGAGUCAGCAAAAGGAAAAAUAGUGCAUGCACUUUAAAGCAGUCUUUUAUAUUGGUCUUUGGCUUAAACCUCAUCCCAGUAUUACCAAUUGCACAUGAGCCAGAUACUACAGGGUUAUGAGGAUAAACAAAAACAGUGAUAAACAGGUUUUUCACUUUAAUAAAUGCAGCUUCUACUCCUUGGUUAGCAACUCGUCCCUUUAAUAUUGAUAGUGCUGAGUGAAAUUUUUCGGCAAGCAUGGAUUUACGGCAAAUUUACACGUUUCGCCAGGGCCUAUUUUAAAUCCCAGUCUGGGUCUGAGCAGGAUGGCAAAUGUCUGGUUGCUAUGAACUAUUACACAGAAGAAAAUUUCACCUAUAUCAGUAAAUGUGCCCAAGGGGAAGUAAUCCUCAAUGUUGAGAGAUUUGAGCUUCAAAGCUUCAAAGUGACACAAUUCUUUCACUGAUGUUUAAAUGCAAUUUUAGCAGAAUAAAAUAAGUAUCAUAGUCAGAAAUCUGUUAAUGGGCCACACAGUCUGAGAGAUUCCUGGUUGAAUUUAUAAUGUUAGGUGUAUGCACCCCGCUACACAGUAAUUUGGCUCAUCGUGCAAGCAUGUUAAAGCUUAUUAGCCAAUAAAAAAGGGAAAACUUAUAGCUGAUUAAGCUGAUGAGCCUUGUUUUCCAAAUUGCAGAAAAUGUGCACAAAUUCCUGAAGUCACUCACAUUUUCUUCACAUAAUUGAUUCCAAAUAGGAUUUAAAAAACAAAACAAAAAACUAGUGUCUUUAUUUUCACCACAAGCGUGUUUUUGCCCAAAAUAAUUGGCUUGUUCCUAAAACCUGCCAAGCUUCUUAUUUUUGGCAAAAAUCUGCAUAAAAAAAGACAGUCAGAGGCUCAUCUGUCCAUAAAUCUGCCAAAUAAUAUGUGAGUUUAGAGCUUAAUACAUAAAAACUCACCCAUGUUGUAAUCAUUCCUAUGGGAUUUUUAGAAGCAUAUUUAUCUAUGGGUGAAAUUUAGAAUUCGUUAAUUGCUAAAUUUGCUCCCAUUGGAAUGAAUAGAACGUGGGUGAGUUUUUAUGUAUUAAGCUCUAAACGCACAUUUUAAUAUAUUUGCCCCUAAGAGGGUGUAAUAGGUUAACAUCUAAAUUUAAAAAAUAGGGGCUUGGCAUCCCUGCACUUGAGUGAUCUAAUCAACAAUUAGAUCAAUAUGGCCAUCUAUAUGUGCAUGACCAACUCAUACUGUAAUAUCUGGCCAAAUGUCCAACAGGACAUACAAUCCAUCUAUUGUGGCAAAUGCAAUCCUUGACUUGUAAUAACAGAUUUAAAUACCUGCGUGCAAAAAUACACUUUAGAAAGGAAUAUUACAUUUAUGUGUGCAGCACACUUGCUAUGUAUGUACAAUCAGUUAAGGCAUACACUGUACCUUGUACUUCAGCUGCUACGCACCUAUUUCUACAUGAGAUGUUUGAGUGAUAAGAUCCAUUAUUAUUGUGUUUACAUGAAAUACUACAUUGAGCAAAAUAUCUAAUAAAAUAUGUAAUUUUUAAAUCUA
Molecule: messenger RNA, 3589 nt
Organism: Xenopus tropicalis (tropical clawed frog)
Lineage: Eukaryota; Metazoa; Chordata; Amphibia; Anura; Pipidae
Gene: tmod1
Product: tropomodulin 1
Exons: 11
Coding region: 216-1295 (359 amino acids)
Biological process (GO): pointed-end actin filament capping
Cellular component (GO): cytoskeleton
Molecular function (GO): tropomyosin binding
Source: RefSeq, a predicted model, not a curated record